AACGGUAGCAGAAUAAUUACUACUACCCGAAUUACCAAUGUUGCCAAGUCAUGUUGUUGUAAUUCUGGUGACCAGCUAUAUCAAAUGGCACAUCUGAGUAGUAUUGAUUCUGAAAGACUGUUUUUUAAGAGAAUUUUCGGCCUGGGCAAUGCAUGCCCUCCUCAUCUGAAGACGGUUUCAGCUAAAUUGUUAAAAAAAUGCAGUGGACUGCCAUUGGCUAUAAUUACAAUUGCAAGUUUGCUAGCCAAUAAACCACGAAUCAAGGAUGAAUGGGAGAGACUGCAAGAUUCCAUUGGCAUCGACUCUUCACAAAAUGAUGAUAGUUUAAAAUCUAUGAGAGAUAUAUUGUUACUUAGUUAUUGGGAUCUUCCACAGCACUUGAAGACUUGCUUAUUGUACUUGUGUAUAUAUCCGGAGGAUCACCAUAUUGAGUGCGAAGAACUAAAAUGGAAGUGGAUAGCUGAAGGAUUCAUUGAUACACGGUGGGGAAAUUUGGGUCAAGAAGCAGAGAACUAUCUUAAUGAACUUGUCAAUAGAAGUAUGCUCCAACUGGUUGAUAUGAACUAUGACAGCUCUAUACAGUGUUGCCAGGUUCAUGAUAUGGUGCUUCAACUUAUAAUAUCUCUGUCGGAUGAAGAGAAUUUCGCCACAGUUUUGAAUGGGCGUGUCUGCAAUUCUUUGCCAAGCAAGAUCCGCCGACUCUCUAUUCACUCUAAUGUCCAACAACAAAAAGUAGCAGUUGAUGCCAUCGGAAGAAGUGAGUUGCAUGCUCGCUCACUGCAUGUGUUCGGGAAAUUUAAGCAGAUACCCCUAGUGGUUAACUUCCUUUCUUUGCGGGUGUUGGAUCUACGUGAAGGUUCUUGUAUCUGGUUCGGAAAAAAGCAAAUACAGAAUAUAGGAAGUUUAUCUCAGCUGAGGUAUUUAAGACUUCACAGUUCAGAAAUCACAGAGCUUCCUGAAGAAAUCGGGAUGCUACAGUACUUGGAGACUCUUGAUUUGCGGCGUUGUUAUUCACUCACAGUGCUGCCAUCAACUGUGGUUAGGCUGCGGAAG
Aegilops tauschii subsp. strangulata is the source of this 1053-nucleotide messenger RNA. The record is from RefSeq and is a predicted model, not a curated record. NCBI's taxonomy places the organism in Eukaryota, Viridiplantae, Streptophyta, Magnoliopsida, Poales, Poaceae.